Molecule: messenger RNA, 2049 nt
Organism: Entrophospora sp. SA101
Lineage: Eukaryota; Fungi; Glomeromycota; Glomeromycetes; Entrophosporales; Entrophosporaceae
Source: the annotation of a GenBank genome assembly
AUGGUCGUGUUGAAUCGAGUGUUAAAUGUUCUAAAUGAAAUUCGUGGUGUAAUCAUCCUGGCCAAACUUUCAGUUAUUCCUGUUAGACAUGAUUACUGGGGUUCGUUCACACACAUUAUGUCACCUAAAAUGGCUGAAAUACCCGCGAUUACUACAGCAACAACUACGUCCUCAUCAAAAAUAUCAGAAAUGCCAACGACAGAAAAUGCAACGCCAAUAAUAACAGUAUCCGACUCGACAACCGAACUUUUUAAAAGUAUAAAAGAAUAUUUAAAUAGUGAUUUGAGCAUAAAAUCUGCCGACUAUGUUUAUGAGUUUCUUCGUAAAGUAAAAGACGUACCAAGAAUUGAUCGUGGUCAUGUUAUUAAUAUAUUAACUCAAACACAUGAUCCAAUUAUAUUACAAAAACUGGUAAAUGAUAGAUGUAGCUAUAUUUUAAGAAAUUGGAUAAAAGAAGAAGCAAAACAACUGCCCGAUAGUAAUUUACUUCUUAGAUUAUUGAAAACAGUUCAACAUCUGCCUGUCGAUUUUGAAGUUUCAACAAGUUGUGGAUUGGGUAGAGUAGUUAAUAAUAAAUUGGUAAAAGAAUCUAGUAUACCUGGUGUUGCUGAUAUGGCAUCCAAAUUAUUAAAUAGAUGGUUACAAGAUGCUAGACAGUUAUCAGAAUCUGCUGGUAACAAUGUUCACUCUCACAUAAAAAACUCUAAAGCAAAAGAACAUCAUCCAAAAGAUAAAUCAGCGACAAUGACAACAACAAUAGCGGCAACAGCAUCGUCAACUAUUAUUAAUGAUAUGAAAAAAGAAUUAAACCAACCUGUAGUAAAAGGUAUUUUUGAAGAUAUGUUUGAUUUUUCAAAUAUUGGCAACUCCUCUUUGUCUUCUACUUCUUCUUCAAAUAUUUUCAAACCUCAAUUAUCAAACGUGUUUAAAAUAAAAGAUUCUACAAAAACUACUCUUAAAUCUGAAAAAUUUGAAACAAAGCAAGUAAAGCUGUUUGAAAAUAAAUAUCCUGAUGAUAUGGAAGAUGAUAUGUCGUCAUUACCUGUUGGUGUUUGCCAUGUUAAAGAUUUGGAUCGUAGUGAAGGAAGAACUGCUUUCAAGAGAAUGAGAAAAGCGCCAUCUACAAUAUGGUACACUCCACUUUUAUUAAAACCGUCACCCUCUUCUUCUAGUAAUAAUGUUGAUAACAAAUGUAAUAAUAAAAUAGUAAAAAGGUCUAGUAAAACCAAUAGUCAAGAAGCAAACAUUCAAGAAAGUCGUGAAAAACAAACCUUGGAAGUUAUUUAUCUUACAGUUGAUCAAGGAAAAAGUAUUGAAAAAUUAAAACAAAAAAUUGAAUUAAAAAAAGUUUUAAAUGAUACACCAUUUGCUAAUCCUAAUUCAUGGGUUUAUGAUCCAAAUCAAAAUGCUUCUAAUAAUGUCGGCUUAGGCAUUGGAGUCGCAGCAGGAUUAAUACCAGGAAUUGGUACAGUCAAUAAUAGCAUAGACAUACCUAGUAAUGCUCAUCCAUCUGCACAAUUUAUGGGAAUUAUUAAUGGCAACAACAAUAAUAAACAACAGCCAGCACCUUUACCUUUGUUAAAUCAACCUUUAGUAAAUGAUCAAAAUCAAAUUAUUAAUAGACCGCCAACGAAUUUAACAAACAUCACGACAGCAACUGCAAAUAAUAAUAAUAAUAGAGGGGGAGGAGGUCGAAUUGGCCCUUCUAGUUCAGGAACUGGUAGACCAACUAGUGGGAAAGGAUCUGAAUGUUGGUAUUAUAAAGCUGGAAGAUAUAUUUACUCAGAAGCAGAUAUAAGAGAUUUGGAGAAACUAAAAGAUUUGACUACAAAAAAACUUAUUAAAAUGAUUGACAAAAAUAAUUGGAGUGAGAUUUUGUUGUUGGGAUGGAAUACUAAUAAUUCAGAUUUAAAUAAUACUUCAUUGAGAUAUAUCAAUAAAAAUUGGUCUGGUGUUAGAGACAGUGAGCAAAUGAAAAAUAUAUUAAGUUGUGUUGAUGUUGAUUUGACUGAAUCAUUAUUUUGUGAUAGAUUUUUUGAAAGAAAUUAG